AUGCGUCAGAACGAAAAAGAUUCGGUCGUUAAUUCACCAUUGUCCUGUGAAGAAAAAUUAGAUGAUAUCGAACAAUUUCGAAAACGUAUGGCACCGAUCCUAAAUAAAUAUCAGUCAUACAAUACGACAUUUACGUUGGGACGAUGGCUUCGUUCAUGCAAUAAUGAUAUAGAAGAAGCAUCUAAGCAAAUGACACGAGCUUUGCAAAAUAUCUCUGCGCUUGAUGCAUGCAGAGAUUAUGACAGUGCUGAAUCGUUCAAUGAUUUUUUGAAUACUUUAAGCCGAGCUGCUGAAUAUUUUCCAGGUGGCGUUAUGGGUCCUGACAAGCAUGGAAAUAUUAUUCUCGUACAACCGAUGGGUCGUGCCCGACCAAAGACGAUGAUGCAGUUAGGACGUGUGUCUGAUCUUUAUAGGGCAGCAGUUUUGGAGGCCGAAGCUUGCAUGUGUUUCUUAAGAAAAGAAGAAGCUGUUAGAGGACACCAGCUUAGCAUUAUUUUCAUUUCGGAUCUCGCUGAAUUAUCUUUGGAAACAAUUUACAUGCCUGCUAUGAAGGCAUACUUGAAUGUUUUGAAUGUAUUGCAGUAUUUAUUCCCGAAUUCGAUCAAAAAGGUGUACGUAAUCAAUUCUCCCUCCAUGAUCAGUGUUCCUUUCAAUAUGGUAAAACGAGUACUUUCUAAAAGAAUGAUUGAAAAUGUCGAAUUUAUUGGCAGUGACUGGAAGCAACGGCUAAGAGAUGAGCUAGGUGAAGAAAAUAUUUUUCGAUAUUGGGGUGGCACGAAGGAAGCUCCAAAAGAAACGGGUACAAUACGCAUGGGUGGUGAAAUACCUGCUAGUUUGAGGGAAGAGAUUUUAAAAACGCUGAAGUUCAUUCCUGAUGAUCAAUUAAUAAAAGCAACGGUUACAGCCGGCUCGAUGCUGAAGAUUCCAGUUUAUGUGUUACAGUCAAAUUCAUUAUUGCAGUGGUAUUUUACUGUAAAUGCUGGAGACAUUGACUUCAAAAUUACAUAUGGUGAGGAAGAAGAGAUCUGGCCGCAUUUCCGUCUGUCAACUGAAUUUGUCCCAGAAUAUGGCGAAUUGCCAUGCCAUCAGAAAGGGACUUAUAUUCUUCAUUUCUGUAAUCCGGCAAAACUAUUUAAUAAAACAGUUGCAUAUAAUAUUUCGGUGAAGGAUCCGUAA
This is a messenger RNA of Cercopithifilaria johnstoni, 1176 nucleotides long. The record is from the annotation of a GenBank genome assembly. Lineage: Eukaryota; Metazoa; Nematoda; Chromadorea; Rhabditida; Onchocercidae.